Molecule: messenger RNA, 1133 nt
Organism: Cantharellus anzutake
Lineage: Eukaryota; Fungi; Basidiomycota; Agaricomycetes; Cantharellales; Hydnaceae
Exons: 4
Coding region: 478-1053 (191 amino acids)
Source: RefSeq, a predicted model, not a curated record
GAGCGCAACUCGGCUCCAACUCUAAUCCACGCAAGGUAAUCUUGGUGACGCGACAGAUCAGCAUUUUCAUAUUGCACUGCCAUGCAUGAAUCGUAAAUUGCUAACUUCUUCUCGAUGAAAUAAUGGUGGCGCGAUAGAUCAACAUUUCAUUAUUGCACCGCAGAGUGCUAACUUCUUCCAGUGAAAUUUAUAAGCGUCCCAAUCUGACUGCUUUUUCAUUUCCAUAAACCGGCAAGUCUUGUGCAUCUAAAUCACUCGGGGAGUCGGAUCCGGUCCCCAAGAGCGCACCUCUUGCUCUUCUGAUUCCUGGAGUCCUCUGAGUGCUCGUGUGGUGGUUCAUGUGAUCUACUCACUGGUUCCGUGUGGUAAACCACAGUCCUUCAAGUUGGGCGUUAAUGAUUCCCAUUUCCUCUAUAUAAGCCGUGCCUGGACCGACCUGCAUGUAAUACCCUGCUCUACAAUCUUGACUACCAUCAUAUGCUUGCCCAAAUCCUAUCAUCCCUUAGCGGGCCUAUCCGUCCCACCCGAACGGAGGGUAUCGCCCAUGCUCGAGCUUGGAUUGUGGCAUACGAGAACUGGGAUCUGGAACUGAUGUACAAUCUUACAACCUCACUCAAAGACCUUACAUACUCGUAUCUCCCUGCAUCAGCCGGUAUUCCGCCCAAGUCGACGAAGGAGUGGCAAAGCUACAAUCGAACCAUGAAAAAGAUGAUACCAGACUUGAAGCUUGAGGUGUUGGACAUUUAUGAGUGCAACGGAUGUGUUGUUGCGCAUCUUGUUGGCCGCGCAACUUCACGCUCGGGGGCACCAUUCCUUCAAGAAUAUGUGUUGUUCAUCCACUGUCGGUACGAAUAUGACACCUCUCGCAACGAAAGCAGCAUCAAGGUCCACAAGGUAGAAGAAUUCAUCGAUACCCGCGUUUCCAGCACGUUUUUCGCAGCAGAAAAGGAGAAAACCAAGGGUAAAUUGGACGGGAAGGGGUCCGGAAACGUCUUGCGUCCGGCUUCCGCAUCUGCGCCGGGUGACCGCAAGCAUGAUUUGAGCAAGCUUUGACUUGCAAUUCUGAGUCUUCGUCCAAUGCUUAUCGCCUUCUAACGCUAAGGCAGCCUUCUCAUUGUACAUAUUUAUUGCCC